UUCUCAAGAAUGCAUUUCAGUCGUAAACAAGUCCUGUUGCUCACAACAGUAAAAUUAAUAAAUAAUAACUAUGGGAAAGGUACAGGUUUGCCUUUUGAUUCUGACAGUGCUGGUCGUGUUUUUGGCGGUCUUCGCUUCAGUUGAUGGACUCCCUGUACCGGAGCCCCAAAAUGGACAAAAUCGCAAGACGACUCCACCUCCAGGGAGUGGCGGCGGUGGAGGCGGCGGUGGGGGCGGUGGGGGUGGCGGUGGUGGCGGAGGAGGUGGGGGCGGUGGAUGCAUCCUUUGUCGGUGAUACGUAAAACCGAAUUCUUUCUGAUUGUAAUUCCCAUUGCUACUCAAUGACAACUCGGCGAUGACAAUAUUUAUUUAAUCAAUAUCGGAUAUGAUUAAACUAUUAUCUCUGUCCUUCUGGUUUUAUUAUUACGGUUAUAGGGUCAGUAGGUGAAUAAAAUACGAAUGAAAAUUUAUCAGUUUGAGCUAUAAUUAUUUAGUCACAACAAGUGAUGAAUGUUAUUCAAAAAUAAAUGGCGAGAAAUCGGUUAAUACUUUUUAGGGAAUGUUUUAUAUUUUUAUACUUUACUAAAAUCAUUAUCAAAAAUUACGUGCAAUAUGAAAUGAUUCAAUGAAAAUAAAAAUGAAUAAAAAAAAAUCAACAAAUGAAUAAAUAAAA
Messenger RNA from Diachasmimorpha longicaudata, 673 nucleotides. RefSeq names its product glycine-rich selenoprotein-like. The record is from RefSeq and is a predicted model, not a curated record. The coding region runs from base 71 to 295 and encodes 74 amino acids. Lineage: Eukaryota; Metazoa; Arthropoda; Insecta; Hymenoptera; Braconidae. The transcript has 3 exons.